Diaporthe citri is the source of this 1611-nucleotide messenger RNA. RefSeq lists its product as uncharacterized. NCBI's taxonomy places the organism in Eukaryota, Fungi, Ascomycota, Sordariomycetes, Diaporthales, Diaporthaceae. The transcript has 3 exons. The record is from RefSeq and is a predicted model, not a curated record. Bases 1 to 1611 code for a protein of 536 amino acids.
AUGAAUUCUAUUACGGCACCGCUUAUCGCAGAUCUCUUCCUACUCGCGAUUUUGGCCAUUGGAAGAGACGAAGUCAAGGCCGGCACUCUUGGAGACAAUGGCAUUUUCCCUAUCGACAUCAUGAUCUUCUUCAUCACCUUGGCUUACAUCGCAAUCUCAAUCGACGCGUCUGGUCUUAUCAGAGGGAUCGCAGACGAGGAGGAGAAGACCCACGGAAACGACGACCAGGGUCAGCUUCUCUCUCUUGUCGAGAUCAUGAAUCCCUUCCUGGACAAAGGAGGCGCAGCGUUCGGUGCCAUCAUUAUGUCAGUAACUCUUGUCACCAUUGUGGCUGUCAACGCUGCCAGUGUCAAGACGAAGAAUGAUGAGCAAUUUCAGGUCUUUUGGGUGACACUGCCGGCUGCCUUCGUUAUGCUGUGUUGGGAUAUUGCAUUCGGGUGGCUCCAUCGUGAGGAAACGCGAGAAAUCUCUCGCAGAGGCCGAGAAGAGGUUGAACGGGUUCGUUUGGACAGAUUGUCGAGAGAGAAGAGGAACAGAGAGCAGGGUGAGGGAAGACAGGUGUCCAACGAGGGCGGCACAGAGAUGCUUUUGAUAACGCGGAGCUCCUCUAAACAACCUAGAGCUUGGCCUGAGACUAAAGUCGAGGACGCCGAUGCUGAUGCGAAGCCAGAACAAAACGCCUCACCCGUUGUUCCCGGGGGAGGAUCACCUCCUCUACUCACGCUCACACCUGCUGGUCCGGCAGGUGACGCGAGCAUCAGCCCGGCGCCCGAGUCAAGUUCACCCUUGGAGCUGUCCGGGUCAACUGGGGAGGGAAUGGCAGCUGAUAACACCCGGUCCUCGAGCGAUGGGCUGACUAUUUUCGAUAAAAGAGAAAGUCCUCUUUGUGCGGAUGGGUCCACGGUUUCGGCACAAGGCAUCCUGACUUCGAGUCUGAACACACCCACCAACGAGAAGCAACCAAGCGAGCCAGUGGAGAGCACAGUACAGACCGCAAUGGAGCACGACCCGGUGACUCUUGUAUCCCUCUACAAAGAUGGGUAUCGAUGGUCGCAGGAGACUUUCCCAACCGUCAUGGCUGUAAUAUCACAUCUGCCCUUCGCGCUUGUCCCGUUCGCCUUUUCCAUGUUUGUCCUGGUCCAAGCGCUGGUUACCAAAGGUUGGGUUUCCGUGUUUGCGCAUGGAUGGGACCAUUGGGUGGAAAAGACAGGAACCAUCGGAGCUGUCGGCGGCAUGGGCUUUCUUUCCGUGAUCCUCUGCAAUUUCGCAGGAACCAAUAUCGGUACAACGAUCCUUCUAUCACGGGUUAUUCAAGCCUGGCAAAGGAUACACCUGGAGCCGAAUAGCAACCAUAUCAGCGAUCGGACAUUUUGGGCGACUGUUUACAGCAUGGCGCUCGGCGUCAACUACGGCGCCUUCAGCACUGCUUUUAGCGCAUCGUUGGCAGGCCUGCUGUGGCGGGAUAUUCUCCAAAGGAAGCACAUUCAUAUCCGCAGGAUGGAGUUUGCUCGCGUUAACGUGCCGAUCAUUGCCAUCGCCAUGACCGUCGGCUGCACAGUUCUCGUGGGAGAGAUUUAUAUCAUCAGGAAGGAAACCCCUUACAGCUUAUAG